Messenger RNA from Aspergillus heteromorphus CBS 117.55, 1493 nucleotides. Its product is annotated as lipid droplet assembly factor 1. The coding region runs from base 289 to 1038 and encodes 249 amino acids. Lineage: Eukaryota; Fungi; Ascomycota; Eurotiomycetes; Eurotiales; Aspergillaceae. The transcript has a single exon. The record is from RefSeq and is a predicted model, not a curated record.
CAUCUCCUAUUAUUGUCUUUUAUUGUCUUUUUGGUCAAAGACAAACCGGGUCAGGGCAAGCAGGAGGGACGGCCGAUCGCUGCUGCCACCACCGCCGCCGCCCCGCCCGCUACGUCAUCGCCCGCCUUUUGUUUUAUAGUAGCCGUUUUCUUCCAUCCGCAUCGUCAUCGCCAUCAAUUCCUACAUCCCUCCCAUCCAUCCUCACCACCACGACUCUCACCCUCACCCUCACCCCUUUUCACUGAUUUAUCCCCCCACACAACCACCGCACUUGACCGAACCACCUCCAUGGCUCUCAACUCGGCCACUUCCGGACUCACCUCCGGCGUCACCGGCGUCACGGGGCGCCCGCCCAAGCUGGUGAGCGACCUCAAGAACACCGCCCAGCAGACCCAGCGCACCACCGCCCGGGCCGCGAACCAGGCCACCGGGGGAGUCCCGCGGCCCGUCACCGACGCGGUGCUCCCCGGCCAGUUCCCCGGCGACGAGAACAACAUCAAGUCCACCCAGCGCGAGCCCGGCAACACGGGCCCCGUGCUGGCCCCGCUGCGCCAGUGGUUCAGCCAGGCGCUGCCCCGGCUGAUGGACCGCUGCGAGUCCAAGCUGAUGUGGCUGCUGUCGUGGUUCCUGCCCGCCCCGGGCCAGGCCCGCGUCUACGAGGAGGCCGCCCGCCGGCCCGCCAGCACCACCUUCCUCCUCUGCCAGCUCAUCUGCUGCGGCAUCCCGCUGCUCAUCUUCCUCGCGGGCGUCUUCGUCUUCGCCGCCGUCGCCAUCCUCCUCUGGGCCGUCCUGUCGCUGCUCAUCCUGGGGCCCGUCCUCCUGGUCGCCAGCAUGCUGGGCGUCUCCAUGUGGGGCUGGGGCUGGCUGUUCUACGGCCUGAUCAAGUGGAUCGACCAGACCUACCUCGGCGGCCUGAUCUCCCGCUUCUGGUUCUCGCGCGCGUCGGGAAACGGCCCGGCGGGGGAAUCCACGGGCGCCGAGGGGGCGGGGGACGCGGACGGGGACACAGACGGGGACGGGGGGACCAAGGAGGAGUAGUAUGCCCCCGUCUCGGGGGGUGGAUCCGGGCCGUGGGGAUAUGCGGGGUCCUGUUAUGUAUAUUAUGCGGGGGCAUGUACGUAUUCCGGGCGAGCUGAACGGCAUCAGCGUGUAUGUGGGAUAUCAUUUGGCGAUGGUCUAGCAAUGUCUAAAGAGAACUGUUCACAAUGGGUCAUGAGGCUGUAGAGGGCGGCGGGAGGGCCGAUGCACGCGACGAGAGAGAGCAUGUAAAAAAAGAGCAAAAAGAAAGACAAGCCACAGAGAAAGGGAAAUUCGAGACAGGAGAUCUGAACAGCAGUCCGCAGGUCCAGGUCAGUCCGCGCGUUCGGUAUCCAGCGGGAUGAUGUCCUUGUGGGCGGACGCGAGGCGCGAGUAGCGAUAGGACCGCCGCACGAAUCGCUUGAACACCAGCAUGCCCGCGAUCGUCGCCAGGCACGCCAGCAGGGCGGCCCCCA